Molecule: messenger RNA, 420 nt
Organism: Mucor velutinosus
Lineage: Eukaryota; Fungi; Mucoromycota; Mucoromycetes; Mucorales; Mucoraceae
Exons: 1
Coding region: 1-420 (139 amino acids)
Source: RefSeq, a predicted model, not a curated record
AUGACAAUUGCUUGCUCAAAUAAUGAACCGGCUACUUUGUCAAAUCACAUCAAACAACCCACCAACAAUACAGCCGUGUGGACCAUCACGAACCAAAACAACCAGUACAAUGAGGAAUCAGAAGAUGAGGCUUCAUCGUUAGAUGACAGUGACAGCAAUGAGCAUGCCUACUUGCAUUGUCCUCAAUACGACGAUUAUGACGAUAGCUAUAGUGAUGUGGAAGAACCAGUAGUCUGUGCAUGCGGAAAAGCGCUGUUGGCGGGUUGGGAUUGUAGCCAAUGUAGAAGCAAUUGCUCUACUUGUCAUCGUGCUCUUGGGCCAGACGAAACAUGUAAUCGUUGCGUUUCUGUGAAACGUAAUACCACCAUUGCCAAUGAGAUUGCUCUCCACUCUUGUAAACAUUACCAUCACAACUUGUAA